AGUGGCGGUUGGUCGGUGUUGUGAGGGGAGGGCUGAGUGACCGGCAGUGAACCCGCGACUCCUGAGCGCAGCAACUAAAGUGAGUGAGAGGGAGUUCACACACACACAGGUUAUAAGUGAGCCCCGGGGGAGGGGAGCUGGGCCCUGCCGCCGCCGGAGUGACUGAGGGCCGUGUCCAUGGAGCUGGAGCGGCUGCCGGAUCGGGCGGCAGAGGGGCCGGAGGAGGAGCAGGCCGCCGCCGCUGCCGCUCCUCUGCUGCCGGCUCUAGGCCCAUGAGCGCGAGCGGAGGCCGCGGCGGCGCGGUUGCUAUGGAGCCCCUGCAGGCCUUGUUCAACCCCGACGUGGGAGUCGGGGAGGGCCCCGGGCCCGGCUCCUUCUGGACCGCGGUGUUCGACUACGAGGCGAGCGCCGAGGACGAGCUGAGCCUGAGGCGGGGCGAGCGGCUGGAGGUGCUGUCCACGGACGCCAAGGUGUCCGGCGACGACGGCUGGUGGACGGGCAAGAUCGGCGAGCGGGUCGGCAUCUUCCCGGCCAACUACGUGAGCCGGCAGCCGGCCCGGAGCCGAGCCCCGGCGGCUGAGCUGUCGGCACAGGCCGGGGAGGCCCAGCGAGCAGCGGCGGCCGCCGCCGCCACCGAGAUCGAGUUCAGCCAACUGACCCUGCAGGAGAUCAUCGGGGUCGGCGGCUUCGGCAAGGUGUACCGGGGCACCUGGAACGGGCAGCCCGUGGCCGUCAAGGCCGCCCGCCGGGACCCCGACGAGGAGGCGGGCGCGACGGCGGAGAGCGCCCGCCGGGAGGCCCGGCUCUUCGCCAUGCUCCAGCACCGGAACAUCAUCGCCCUGCGGGGGGUCUGCCUGCAGGAGCCCAACCUCUGCCUGGUCAUGGAGUACGCGCAGGGUGGGCCACUCAACCGGGCCCUGGCCGGGCGCCGCAUCCCGCCCCGCACCCUGGUCAACUGGGCCGUGCAGAUCGCCCGCGGGAUGUGCUACCUGCACGCCGAGGCCAUCGUACCGAUCAUCCACCGGGACCUCAAAUCCAGCAACAUUCUGUUACUUGAGAAAAUUGAAAAUGAUGAUAUCGCCAACAAGACAUUGAAGAUCACUGACUUUGGCUUGGCCAGGGAGUGGCACAAAACAACCAAGAUGAGUGCGGCAGGGACGUAUGCUUGGAUGGCCCCUGAGGUUAUCAAAUCAUCCAUGUUUUCCAAAGGCAGUGAUGUUUGGAGCUAUGGCGUGUUACUGUGGGAGUUACUGACUGGAGAAGUACCUUAUCGUGGGAUUGAUGGCCUUGCCGUCGCAUAUGGAGUAGCUGUCAACAAAUUAACCCUUCCUAUUCCGUCUACAUGUCCUGAACCAUUCACCAAACUAAUGGAAGAAUGUUGGGACCAGGAUCCUCACGUCCGUCCAAAUUUCGCUACCAUUUUGGAGCAACUAACUGCUAUUGAGGCCACAGUCAUAACAGAUUUACCCCAGGAAUCAUUUCACUCCAUGCAAGAUGAUUGGAAAAUGGAAAUACAGCAAAUGUUUAAUGAGCUGAGGACAAAGGAAAAACUGUUUCCCCUCCACUACCCUCCCCUAUUUUGUUUAUUUUCCUCAGUGAGCUCCAAAACAGAUGCUGUCAAUUCCAUUGGCCACCGCAACAGCAUAUAUGUAUACCAACAGGAUGUCGAUAUCGCAUGUGAAUAUACAAGCAAAUUCCUCAGUAGGGCUAAGACAAAAGUUACCCUUGAUGAGAGCAAUAGAACCUGGGGUAAAAGCACCAUAUACCGACAAGAAGAUUAUGAUGAAGAAGUGCAGAAAGCUUGCAAAAAGAAAGGGCGAACUUGGGGACCUAGUUCUAUGCAAACAAAAGAGCGAGCCAGCUGUGAGGAAAGGACAAGGCCUUUGUCAGAUGGAAACAACCCAUGGUCUACAAGUUUGUUGAAGACUCCAACUUUACCUCUAACCUCAGUUUUUGCAAAUGUUACAGACCAUGGUAGCACUUCUGAACAGACACGAGCAGCUGACGACUAUGAAAAUCGACCAAAGCAGUCCAAAUUACCUAACCAGGUGUAUAUUGAUCUACCUCUUCGCAAAGAUCAUCAGGGAGAGGGAGAUGCUGGCAGUGAAAGUCAGGAGGAGGUGACACCCAUCAGUUCAGCCAACAGCACCCCACAGGUCACUCCCACAAACAGCCUGAAGCGAUUAACACAGAGGAAGAAAACUGAUAUGGUACUGUACGGGUGUGCUGUGCUGCUUGCAUCUGUGGCCUUGGGAUUUGAUGUCAGAGAAGUGAAUAAAUCACAGGCUUCAGAGGAAAUUGAGAUCAAAGAGGAGAAGAAGAAAAGGGAAGGCCUCUUUCAGAGAACCAGCAGGUUCCGCAGAAGCACAAGUCCUCCCAACAGGACAGUCUCCAAGAAGGAAGAGACGAACAUUCCCUCACUAAACUCCCAUGCUGUUAAUCUUUUGUCAAUGUCUUCCAUAUCCAAAUGUAAUUCCACAAGGUCCUUGCUCCGAUCAGACAGUGAGGAUACAUCCAUUUAUAACAUGCCUGUCACACCGAACACUGUCCCCCAUAGACCAGAAUUCUUGACUGACAAUCCUCCAAAUGGCUCUGUGAAUGGAGUACAUAAGGAUCUGGAUGAAUCUCCUUUAUCAGACUCAGAUGCACCAGUUUUUAUGUGUCUGACUGAAUCCAGUGCAACAUCAGAAAAGGGAGCUGCUAACCCCAAUGUAACCCGCCAUGGCCAGUUAUCAUCAGAAGAAAGCCCAGCCACUAAUGGAGAUUCUGACUCCAGUCCUCAUAGAGAAUCAUCAGAGUUCCCACGUCUUCCAGAUCCCAGAACCAUUUAUCCAAUGUCUGGAAGACGAAGAACCCCAAAAAGGGACGCAACACCAGAGAGACCAAAAUCUGGUGACGUGGUACCAAGGCCUCGGCCUUCUUUGUCCCGAAUAAGAAUGGACCCCUGGCGACUCGUGUCUCAGUUGAUAGGCCAAGAUGAGUCAUUAGAAAGCACAGGAGAUGUAAUAGUGACUAGUUCAGACAUAGCUCUUACUACUGAGUGCCAACCCAGUUUGCGCUUUGGUGCCUGCUCUCUACUAGACAUGGACAUGGAAGGCCAGAGCCAGGAUGGCACAGUACCCCUCUGCAAAAGUGAAUCCAAGCCGAGCAGACCAAGUGGCUUUGAACUGGAGAAAGAGUUUCUGUCUUAGCACUCACUGCCUAGGAUACAAGACCAUGCAAACAUUCCCUUUUUAUGAUUUGGGAGCAAACAUCUAUGAAUGCAAUGAACCACAUUUGGAAAAAGAAAUGUGAACAGAAUGUAAUUUGUUUCAGGUGUCGUGUGACACUUUUUUUUGUAACUGUACGUCCAUGGGGUUGCAUCUGAUCAGAACAGAUGAAAAGUAUCAUCUCACUACUGUCCUCUUUGUUAACACCUGACUCUCAAUUCUUGGACCCAAGCAGGAUUUUUGAUCUUGGGUCACAGGUACAGAAAGAUGGUCUAAUCCUGUGCCUAGUUCUGGCUCUCCGAUUUGGUAAAGCAAGUGCAUGUUGCUGGCAAACAAGAGAUCGAUCUGCUGCAUGUGAAACUGGAAUAUCAGUUUGGCAUUUAGCUCUUGGUGUAUUGCACUUUGAAUGUUCUGAACACAACAAAAAUGUAUCUGAGGUCAUUACAUGUCCAUUGCAUAUUUAAAUUGUAAGUCUAAUCGGGUAUUUUGUCAUUUGCUUAAAAAACAACUCAUUAAUCUUCUUUGCAUUGAACCUCCAAUGUGGUGCGAGAUCUUUUAUACCCAUGAAUUAUGAAUAACUUAGCUUCUAACUCUCAAUCUGAACACUUUAUUUCUCUGACACAGUGAGCGUCCUUUUUACUGUCCCUCCAUAUCGUUACCUUCUCAAAGUCUAUUUUUGUGACCGUCACUAUGCAAAAUCAAUUUAAAUGCUGCAGUUUUCACCACAUUUGAUUAACAAGAUGUCCAUGAAGACCAGAGGCUCAUGAAACUGCCCUAUUGCUCAGAUUGUCAAUGACCAUGUUCUUAAAAAAAUUAAUUGGCCGAGUGCCCUCUUUCCCCCCCCCACCCCCCACCAAACGCAACUCUUCCCUUUAAAGUGCUUUGUGGCUUGAGGUUCUUCUGCUGAGCCACAGAGCCUAGCCACGUCUCUGGUUGUUUUCCUGGUCUCUAUUGAGUUAACUACUUUCAGCAUUGGCAGUUAGGGGUGCACCAGAAGACAGUGGCACCCCUGGCUUUGCACUUCACACUAAAUUGCCAAGUGUGAACGUUGCAAUAUUGUGUCCUUGCAGUCAGAUGGCCUGUCAGCACUAACACUUGGUUCAGACCAAAAUUAUGGCAUAUUAGACAAAGUAAUAGAAGUGUGUCAGAUGCCCACAGAACUGUAUCCCACUGAAGGUACAGACACCUUCAAGAAAGGAUAACUAGAGAUGGGGAAAUAAUUGCACUCUGUAAACCACCGAAGGGACACUAAAGCUUUGUUUCAUUUAUACAUUAUAUAGUCAUUUUGAGCAUUAACUGGAACAAACAGACUGAAAUUGCUACUUAGAUCUAAAGUUUUAAUUUGGAGCAAUUUCUAAAGAACUAUACCUGUUUCUGAAGAGACUUAAGAGGACUUUGAUAUAAUUGACAUACUGUAGGAUUAAGGGCUCAAUUUUUUGAAGUUAAAUUCAGAAAAUUGGAGUGAAUGUAUAUUCAAUGUCACAACCCAAUGAUUUUUAAAACUAAUUUUACUGCUCAUAACCACAGUAAAAGCUACAAACACUGUAAUGAGUUGAUACUGUUCUUACAGUGCAUCCUGAAUUUGAGAG
Molecule: messenger RNA, 4798 nt
Organism: Chiloscyllium plagiosum (whitespotted bambooshark)
Lineage: Eukaryota; Metazoa; Chordata; Chondrichthyes; Orectolobiformes; Hemiscylliidae
Source: RefSeq, a predicted model, not a curated record